Messenger RNA from Protopolystoma xenopodis, 249 nucleotides. NCBI's taxonomy places the organism in Eukaryota, Metazoa, Platyhelminthes, Monogenea, Polystomatidea, Polystomatidae. The record is from the annotation of a GenBank genome assembly.
UAUCACCAUGAUCUCAACGCUCUCUACACAGAUGCCAAAAAGCUUGAAGUGCAGACGAAUGAGCUUCACCAGAAUCUGGUCGCCGUGAGGGCGAAAGGUGGCUCUGUUAAGGCCAUCCUCGCGGAUGAGUUGAAGGUAUUAAAGGUGAGUCAAGUCAACUUCUCGCCCACCUGGGGCCAAAUAGGCCAGUUGGAAUGUGGUGUUCAAAGGCACUUUUGGUGCCUGUGGAUAAACCUAUUUUGCCAAUAA